GCCCAGAAUGCACUGGAAGGAAAGCAGGCUGUUGGUAAACUGAGAGGCUCGGCUAAUGGGAGAGCAGAUUGCUUGUUUUGAACCGGAAGAGAAUGGUGCUACAGCAAGAUCAUCCCAAAACGAAAAUUGUGGGUACAAAAAGGAAUUGGCAAGCACUGGACUCGGCAGCAGUCAGAGUCAAAGCCGAGAUGUUGAUUCCUGAAGACGGAAUCUGUUCCUCUCCGACAUGUUCUGCCCCCCCUCUCACAGGAAACAUUAAAGAAGAAGUAGAAGAAAUCACUAUUACAGAUGAACAUGCUUCUGAGGAACGGACUGUGUAUAGAGCCUCAGAUACUGAAGUUAAAGAAGAAAUGUCCCCCCAGGAUGAUGUUGAUCUGAGCAUGGAUUGUUUGUCAGAUGAUGCUGAUGAAGAGGAUGAAGCAAUGUCGGAAGAAAAGGUGAAGCCUCCAACACCACCCGUGGUCCCAAUAGUUAAUAUUAAAGAGGAAUUCGAAGAAGUAACGGUCACUGAUAGCCAUCUUGAUAGUUCUCCGAGCCACAACACAGAUUCAUCAGAUGAGAGGCUUCCCAGCCUGAGCUGGUUUAACAAAUGCUACAGACCGGAUUAUUUAGCGGAUGUGGAUGAGGACCCUAAUGCCCCUCACUGGGGUGGGGAGGACCAGUCCGACGACGAGCCAUGUAUCUCGCUGUCUGUCACAGAUAACCAAAGCAAAGAGCGGCCGCAUAGGUGCCGAGCGUGCAACGAAUGCUUUCCCGAUAAAAACCAGCUGGCCGUCCAUCGGAGAAAGCACAUUGCCAAGUCACUGCGGUGCCCAACUUGUGGGAAGGCAUUCAGGUUCCAGUCCCACCUUCUUAAACAUCAGAAAACCCAUAAAGAGGAGAACGUCUACACCUGCCCCAUUUGCGGAGUCCAGUAUGAACAGAAAGUCCAGUUUGCGGCGCAUAUGAGGGUCCAUCCCGGGGAGAAACCGUUUAAGUGCGACGAAUGCGGCAGCUGCUUUGCCCAAAAGGGCUCCCUCGUUUUACACCAGAAGAAACACAAAGGGUUGGAUGUUUAUAAGUGCAAACUGUGUGGACAUAGAUUUGAUAAGAAAUCCAAGCUUAAGAAUCAUCUCAAGUUCCACAGACUGGAAAAAGCGACUAUAUUCAGUUGAUAAAGCAUGGACGCAAAGGAAUAACUUCCCCUUUAAACCCAAAUGUAUGUGUUUUUUUUUUCCACUGCCUGCAAAACUCCUCCCUAAGGCUCGUCACCAAAUCCGCCGGAAUGAUCCGUUUUACUGUUCCAUCAGAUCUUCCAAAAUGGUCUGGAAUUUGGAUUCUGGUUCCAUAUAUAUUUAAAAGGACAUUAAUCUGGCCAAUCAAAUGAUGAUUAUUAUUAACACAAUAUGUGGGUUGUGUCUGUACAUAAUUAUUUGCACAAACCAUACUGCUUUGUCAUUGGCUGUUACAUUUUUCUAUAAAAUUUUAUCCGUUGUCUUUGCUUCUUUUCAUAAUAAUGAAUUUUUGACCCCACUUGAAAGCAGUUUGGCAGUUGAAGGCAAACUAUAAAUGGGUUUACUUUGCCUUUUUUUUUUAAAAAAAAUUCUGAUAAGGCUUUAUAAUUCAUUCUCGGACAUUGCUUCUGAUUUGUGUUACAUAGACAUGAAAAUGAUACAAUUUAGAGAUGUGGAAGCUCAGCGUCACUACUAAAUAGGUGCCCUUAUAUAAAGAUGAUAUCAAAAUGCUUAUUAGUUUGACUGCAAUACCCUGCAUUACCCUUUAAUACUGGCGACACACCGGCUAGUUAGCAA
This is a messenger RNA of Xenopus tropicalis (tropical clawed frog), 1790 nucleotides long. Its product is annotated as zinc finger protein 397-like. The record is from RefSeq and is a predicted model, not a curated record. Gene Ontology annotation, cellular component: nucleus. The transcript has 8 exons. Bases 93 to 1154 code for a protein of 353 amino acids. Lineage: Eukaryota; Metazoa; Chordata; Amphibia; Anura; Pipidae.